Messenger RNA from Chironomus riparius, 1178 nucleotides. Lineage: Eukaryota; Metazoa; Arthropoda; Insecta; Diptera; Chironomidae. The record is from the annotation of a GenBank genome assembly.
UCAGUAAAAAAGCCAACGAAAAAAAAGUCGUCAGAAAAAAAAAUCAUCAGAAAAUAAUUUUGCAAUUAAUUGUAUUUAUUACAAAGUUUAAAGCUAUAAAUUUAGUUUAAUUCUCUUCUUAAAACUAUAACUAUAUCAAAAAUGUCGGCAAUGUCACCCGAAUAUGAUUAUUUGUUCAAGUUGCUUUUGAUCGGCGAUUCAGGCGUUGGAAAGUCUUGUUUAUUAUUAAGAUUCGCCGAUGACACCUACACAGAGAGUUAUAUAAGUACCAUCGGUGUUGAUUUUAAAAUCAGAACAAUUGAAUUGGAUGGAAAGACAAUUAAACUCCAGAUCUGGGAUACAGCGGGACAAGAGAGAUUCCGUACAAUUACUUCCAGUUAUUAUCGUGGUGCGCAUGGUAUUAUCGUAGUGUAUGACUGUACGGAUCAAGAAUCAUUCAAUAAUGUUAAACAAUGGCUUGAGGAAAUUGAACGUUAUGCAUGUGAAAAUGUAAAUAAACUUCUCGUAGGCAACAAAUGUGAUCUGACGACAAAGAAAGUCGUGGAUACAACUACUGCUACGGAAUAUGCCAAUCAACUUGGAAUUCCAUUCCUUGAAACGUCAGCAAAGAAUGCCACGAAUGUCGAGCAAGCGUUCAUGACGAUGGCAGCAGAAAUUAAGAAUCGCGUGGGACCACCAUCAAGUGCUACAGACACAACAAAGAAUGUUAAGAUUGACACUGGACGUCCUGUAGAAGGAAAUAAGGGUGGAUGUUGUUAAAUAUCCAAACUUCAAUCGUCUGUCUAUGAUUAUAAUUUUCUCCCACACUUUCCAUUCUUGAAUGUUUCACACACAACACGUGCGUCCUCUCUCCAUCCUUAGUUGUUUCUUGAUUUUAUUACAAUAUUUUUUUUUAUUAUGUUCACGAGCACUUGUGUGCAUGGAGCAUAAGAAACUGUUUCGUUAAAAUUCCGCGAAUCAAAAUUUAUACAAGGACAUGCUUUAGCCUUUUUCCUUUGCGUCUAUCUAUCCUUACUGCUGUCCAUUUAAGCCAAUUGAACAUUAAUCUACAUAAAUAUAUAUAUUUUUUUGUAUCAUGCUAUUGAUAAAAGGUUUAAGCUUCGGCUGGUUUUUUUUUUGUAUUUGUCUAUCUUCUCUGCUGCACAUUCAUAAUAACAACCAUUAUGAUUACUCCUGCA